AUGCACUUCACCAAGAAUUCUGUCGUCCUCCUGGCCGGAGUUACAGUUGUCACAGCACUCCCGUUCGACGACUCCAAGGACAGCGUACAUCGACUGUUUGCCCGCGGAGCUCGUUACGCCACAAGUUGUGACCGGAAGAUCCCUAAUAGAGACAUCACCUAUAAGGAGAAAGCCCAGAAAGCCUUCACUGAUGCCUCUCAGUUGGCAUCAACUACACAAGAUGGCAAGGACUCUAAUGGAAAUGCCUUUACUGAGAGUACCGCAUUUUCUCAUUACUUUGGAGAUGGAGACAAAGAUCAAGUCAAGCGGAUGAACCAGGUUAUUUAUAAUAGCCGCCUUCCCGUCGACGACAAUGAUGGCGGACAAGGAUACUGGAUUGACAUCGCAUGUGGUUCAGAUCAAGACCCGAAUUGCGGUACUUCAGUCCUUGCGGCUACGAGUCCAAAGCCUGGAGAGUCAACGAUGGUGCUAUGCGACCGCUUCUUUAACGCAAACACCGUACAAACCAAGCAAGACCUUGACACCAAGAAAAUUGGGACACGGCGCGGCCAGUGGUGCCAGACAGGCGAAAAGUUCCCUUUCUUUGAAGUCGCCGGCCUUACGAUCUUCCAUGAAAUGACGCAUCUGCACGAUGUUGGGCAGAGGGCAGGAUUAACUGCAAGACCUGAUCCGGAUGGUUAUGACUCGGCUGGCACUGUCGACGUCUAUGUCAAGGGAGGCGAUGACGAUCGCAAGCACUACGACGGCAUGGAGCCGUGGCAAGCCGCAAGGGAGCUGAAGCGCCUAUGGGAUGCCUACAACGCCGACAACAGCCAAUACAAGCCUACUACGCCCACAACUGAGAAUGCCGAGAGCUACGCGGCUGCUGCGCUGGAGUUUUACUUCCUACGCUUCUGUGAGUGGGACACAAUCUUGCCUUAA
Plenodomus lingam JN3 is the source of this 921-nucleotide messenger RNA. RefSeq lists its product as uncharacterized. Lineage: Eukaryota; Fungi; Ascomycota; Dothideomycetes; Pleosporales; Leptosphaeriaceae. The record is from RefSeq and is a predicted model, not a curated record. Gene Ontology annotation, molecular function: metallopeptidase activity.